UUUGGGCGCUGGUGCGGGACAGCUGGCGCCGGCGGCAGCCAAGGGACUAGAGGCGGUGACUGAGGCGGGGGCCGUGGCGGGACGAAGCGCGCUACGCUGCAGGGAGCCGCUGCAGCCGCUGCCCUGCAAGCAAGAAGAAAGCUCGGCCGAAGGUCCCUUCCUCACUUUUGGAAAUGGCGGGUGAAAUCACAGAGACCGGGGAGCUCUAUUCUCCCUACGUUGGCCUGGUGUACAUGUUUAACCUCAUCGUGGGCACCGGCGCGCUCACCAUGCCCAAGGCCUUUGCCACUGCUGGGUGGCUCGUCAGCCUGGUCCUGCUGGUCUUCCUGGGCUUCAUGAGCUUCGUGACGACCACCUUUGUGGUGGAGGCCAUGGCCGCAGCCAACGCGCAGCUCCGCUGGAAGAGGACGGAAGCCCACCAGGAGGAGGAAGAUGACAACUCCUCCACAGCCUCUGACAGUGACAGUCUCACCCAGGACAACUACGAGCGGGCAGAGACGCGGCCCAUCCUGUCUGUGCAGCGACGUGGAUCUCUGAACCUCUUUGAAAUCACAGACCGGGUGGAAAUGGGACAGAUGGCCUCCAUGUUCUUCAAUAAAGUGGGGGUCAACUUGUUCUACUUCUGCAUCAUCAUUUACCUGUACGGGGACCUGGCCAUCUAUGCUGCUGCCGUGCCCUUCUCCCUCAUGCAGGUGUCCUGCAGCGCCACUGGCAACGACUCCUGCGGGGUGGAGGCCGACGCCAAGUACAAUGACACGGACCCGUGCUGGGGGCCGCUGCGCCGCGUGGACGCCUACCGCAUCUACCUGGCUGUCUUCACUCUCCUCCUGGGACCCUUCACCUUCUUUGACGUCCAGAAGACCAAGUACCUGCAGAUCCUGACCUCCCUGAUGAGGUGGAUCGCCUUCGCCAUCAUGAUCGUGCUGGCCCUGGUCCGCAUCGGGCGCGGCCACGGGGAGGGGCACCCGCCCCUGGCCAACUUCUCCGGGGUCCGGAACCUGUUCGGGGUGUGCGUGUACUCCUUCAUGUGCCAGCACUCCCUGCCGUCCCUCGUCACGCCCGUCUCCUCCAAGCGCCACCUCACACGCCUGGUCUUCCUGGACUACGUGCUGAUCCUGUCCUUCUACGGCCUCCUCUCCUUCACCGCCAUCUUCUGCUUCCGCGGCGACAGGCUCCUGGACAUGUACACCCUCAACUUCGCAGGCUGCGACAUCGUGAGCGUGGCCGCCGUGCGCUUCUUCCUGGGCCUCUUCCCCGUCUUCACCAUCAGCACCAACUUCCCCAUCAUCGCCGUGACCCUGCGCAACAACUGGAAGACUCUCUUCCACCGCGAGGGGGGCACGUACCCCUGGGUGGUGGACCGUGUGGUGUUUCCCACCAUCACCCUGGUGCCCCCGGUGCUGGUGGCCUUCUGCACCCACGACCUGGAGUCCCUGGUGGGCAUCACAGGGGCCUACGCGGGCACCGGCAUCCAGUACGUCACGCCGGCCUUCCUGGUGUACCGCUGCCGCAAGGACACCGCGCUGGCCUUCGGCCACGGCACCGCCAACAAGCACCGGUCCCCUUUCCACCACACCUUCUGGGUGGGCUUUGUCCUGCUCUGGGCUUUCUCCUGCUUCUUCUUCGUCACCGCCAACAUCGUCCUCAGUGAGACCAAGCUCUGAUGAAGACGAGUCUUCCGCCUGCGGGGCCCAGGCUCUGGGCGGGGACCCUGCACGUCUCCAGCCGGAGAUCCUGUCCCUGCCCAGGCUUCCUGCCGCACAGCCUGCACCUCACCUCACCUCCGGGCAGCCUCCCCCAGGUCUCCCGCCGGGGUUGCCCCCAGCCAGGUGAGCCGUGCAUGGCACUUGGCCCUCCCAGACUCCAGGACGGGUUCCUGGGGUUGACCCCUCUGCUCUACGCACACGCCCCCCCACCCCCGUGUCCUGCGCGGUGGAGACGCAGCGCUGGCACUGCCACUAUUUAUACUAGUCACCAUGCCCCCUCCCUCCCGUACCCUUACCUGCGAAAUCUACACUAGAAGCUGCCUCCUCAGGAUGAAUCCCAGGCCCAGACGCACAGGGUCUGCCAGGCUUGGUGUUGCCUUGUGCCACUUCCCUGGCCCGCCCAAUGACGAACAGGAUGGGGAGGUGCUCAUCGGCACGGGCACUGGCGCUGUGAGGGCCCUGCCGUGGCACCAGCUCCUGGCCCAGGUUGCGCCCACGAAGACGCAGGAGCAGCCCUCCCUCGGGGCGCAGCCGCCCGUGCACGGCUCGCAGCCCGAGCUGGGGCCCCCGGGGGGCUGCUCUGCCCUCCCUCGCGGCCUCCUGCAGUGCGGGGGUGGUGCAGGGGGGCCGCUGAAGGGGAGCCGCCCCCGCAGUGACUUGGGAGUGCCCUGGGCCCAUGGCAGUGAGCGGCCUUCGUGGCUCCCGCCCUGUCAGCAGGCAGCCUGUCCCUGUUCCUGCACUGACACUGAGCGCGGCCCCCUGUCCGGCCAGGCUGUGGGGGCUCCGUGUUCACACACCUCACGUCCCUUGGGCGCCAUGGGGUGAGGUGGGGCACUGGCCGCCAUUCCCGUGGAAGGAGGGUCAGGUCCCGUCCACCUCGCCGGCUCCCCGUGACCCCUCCCCGCACAAUCAUGCAUGCACUUUCGGGGCAGCCUUCCUCGGAAGCAGGUGACUGAGGAACUCUGCGUUUUCAAUGUGCCUUCUGCCUCGGGACCUGGGUUCCUUUCUGACCCGCCCCGGCUGCCCCAGCCUGGGGCCCGGCCCCACCGGUCUGGGAGCCCAGAGCCGCUGGGCCUGGAGCUGCCUCUCCGGGGUGGGGUCUCAGGCCCCUGCCCCGUUCUCCUUCGACUUCAGUGCCUUGCUCAGCCCUCACUCGGAAGCCUCCACAGCCUCCCUUUGCAUUGCAUCAGCUUCACACCUUGGACAAGUGGCCACGCUGGGUCUUAGGAGGGCAGAAGGGCACGGGAGACUUGCGGGAAUGUCGGGGGUCCACAGGAAACACUACCCCACCUUCGGCCCCAGCCGCCCCAGCCUGUGAGAACCAUGUGUCAUAAUUGGCCACCACCUGCUUUCUCACUGAGGUCACGUAUUUUCAGCUCUCAUCCCGUCCCUAUGUGUCAUCAUUUUCCAUUUACCUGAAAACGAGACGCCCCUCCUCCAGUUGCCAUUGUGCCCUCCUUCCCGGAGGCCCUACCCUGAGGCAGGCCGGGGGCGGGGGUGGGGGGGGCUCUGAGGCGACCGGCCUGUGGCUCGGGCCCUCCUGGGGUUGCCCCACUGUUUGCCAAAAACUCAAUUAAAACACCUGUACUUACCUUUCUCCAGUCACAUUCCCUUUCGCUUAAUGACAAAGCAAAUUAAAUCAUCCUACUUCCCCAGGCUCCUAAACAAA
Molecule: messenger RNA, 3375 nt
Organism: Pteronotus mesoamericanus
Lineage: Eukaryota; Metazoa; Chordata; Mammalia; Chiroptera; Mormoopidae
Gene: SLC38A12
Product: transmembrane protein 104
Exons: 10
Coding region: 174-1664 (496 amino acids)
Source: RefSeq, a predicted model, not a curated record